This is a messenger RNA of Pygoscelis adeliae (Adelie penguin), 2466 nucleotides long. It is a transcript of the gene SH3RF2, whose product is annotated as SH3 domain containing ring finger 2. NCBI's taxonomy places the organism in Eukaryota, Metazoa, Chordata, Aves, Sphenisciformes, Spheniscidae. Gene Ontology annotation, molecular function: ubiquitin protein ligase activity; protein phosphatase 1 binding. The record is from RefSeq and is a predicted model, not a curated record. The coding region runs from base 1 to 2466 and encodes 821 amino acids. Gene Ontology annotation, biological process: positive regulation of proteasomal ubiquitin-dependent protein catabolic process; positive regulation of JNK cascade; negative regulation of apoptotic process. The transcript has 10 exons. Gene Ontology annotation, cellular component: nucleoplasm.
AUGGAUGAUUUAGCUCUCCUUGACCUGUUGGAGUGUCCUGUGUGCUUUGAAAAGCUCGACGCCACAGCGAAGGUGCUACCUUGCCAGCACACUUUCUGCAAGCCCUGCCUGCAGAGGAUCCUGAAAUCCCAGAAGGAGCUCAGGUGCCCCGAGUGCAGGACCCUCGUCCUCUGCAGCAUCGAGCAGCUGCCCUCCAACCUGCUCCUCAUUCGCCUCCUGGAUGGAGUCAGGUGUGGACCGAACGUUACCAGAUUUGGCUCGAUCCAGAGGUCAGGGGUCCUGUCCUCCCCUGCCUCCAUCAGGAGAGUCCCCAGGGGGUUGCAACUUCAUCAGCACCGGCUGGCGACAAAUCCCAGGAUCCACAUGGAAGGGGUCCCACGAGCCAAGGCCCUGUACACCUACCGAGGGCACAACCCCGGGGAGCUGAGGUUCAAUAAGGGGGACAUCAUCAUGCUGCUCCGACAGCUGGAUGAGAACUGGUAUUUGGGGGAGGUCAACGGGAUCAGCGGCGUUUUCCCAGCCAGCUCCGUGCAAGUCAUCAAGCACCUGCCCCUGGCACCACCCCUCGGCAGAGCACUCUACAGCUUUGACCUGAGGAGCAGGGAUAAGACCGAAAACAAGGACUGCCUGACGUUCCAUAAGCGGCCGGUUGUUACCGUACGAAAUGACAAAGAUUGGAGCAAGGGCAAGUUAGGCGACAAAGCAGGGACCUUCCCCACCUUGUGUGUGGAGGGGGGGUACAGCCCGUUCUCCCCCAUGCCCACCCAACGCCACGCCGGGCAGCGGCGCGUGCCAGCGCCGGGGGGCAGAGGCCUCCUCCCGGCCCGGCAUGGCUCACCGCUGCCUCUCAGCCCUGCAGACAGCGAGCAAACAGCUUUCCCUCUCCCUCGCUGGAAUGAAGCCUCCGCAACAAGGAAAAAAAUUGGGGGCAAAAAUGCAAAAUUCAGGCAAAAUAUCAAAAUUGCGUUUUUAACGGGUUCUGUUGUAAUCGGCUCUCGUCCAAACACCACUGCAAGGCAACUCCUGCAGACCAGCAAAAGCCACUGGUCCCCGCAGUUUAAGUGUGCGUCCCUACGAACGGCGUCUCCCAAAGCGAAGGGCGCGGAUUCGCCGGCUUUCCCCAAGGUGCCCGACUCCAGGCGGAAGAGCCUGCGGCAGUUCUCCAUCACCACCGCCCUGAACACCCUCAACCGGAUGGUCCACGCGCCCGCCGAGCGGCAGGCGCUGGAGAUCAGCUCCCCUGUGCUCAUCAGCUCCAGCAACCCCACCGUAGCCACCCAGAGCAGCGAGAAAGCGGAGUUUCCCUACGGCACCCCUCUCCAGGUCAGCGCAUCUUACUAUCCCACGCCAGGAUCAUUGGGGCACUCAGCAGCCAUUGUCACUCUUCCCCAUCUGCAGCACCACAUAUCAGCUUAUAUGUGCGUGGCUCUCCAUUCCUACAUGGCUCACGGACCAGACGAGCUGGAGCUGCAGAAGGGAGAAGGGGUCCGCGUCUUUGGGAAAGACCACGACGGCUGGCUGCGGGGCAUGUCCCUCGUCACGGGGAGAGUGGGGAUCUUCCCCAGCAACUACGUCGCUCCCCUCUUCAGGAAAUCUAGUCUCUCUGACUCGAAGAUGCCUUCCCUGUACACCUCAUGGACGCUGUCAACCUCCUCACUCUCCUCUCAAGGAAGCAUCUCAGAAAACAGCCCGAGACAAAGCAGACCUUUGAAACCGGCACUGCUGCCCGUGCCCGUCACCUCAGCCGUGAGGACCACGGCCGCGGCGGCCUCGGGACAGGCAUCGUUGCGGCGCGGACGCGGCAGCACAAGGAAGAACGGAUCCCUGCAGAGACCGGGGCAGGCAGGGACCCCCGUGCAGGUUGCCGGCUCCCUCAGGCGUCCUCCCACGGCUGCAGCACGACCUCAGCAGUUUCAGCUUUAUCAGAACGUCAGCCCCCAGCCGCACAGCAUCCCUCCUGGAGCUGGCAUGGCCGAGGGAGGAACAAGGCCAAACUCCUCCCACGAUGCUUCACCGGCGCUUGUGGUCAGAGGAGGGGAAAGCAGAACUCCCUCUGUGUGCAGCUCAGUGAUCCUGGAUGCCAAAGACCCUCCAGCAAAGAGCGAGGCAGCUCCAAAGCCACCUGCAUCAGCCCCGCCAUCCAUUCUGGUGAAACCAGACACCUCCCGCAACAGCACCGAAAAGCAAGUGAAGACAGUGAGGUUCCAGAACCACAGCCCCCCGCCCCCCCCCCCGGGCCCGCCCACGCAGCGGGCCGGAGCCGGCGGCUGCGGUGGAGGCUCUCCUGCCAGAAGCCAGCCUGCCGGGCCCCGAGCUGGCGGUGCUCUACUCGCCCAGGACCAGCUCCAGCCCCCUGCACCAGCGACGGGCGCUGCACCCGAAGGCGCUGUCGCUGGACCUCUCCAGGCAGCUGACCUUCCCUGUCAAGAAGAACUACAGCAGCGUUUCUGCAAACUGACAGGGUAA